Messenger RNA from Mizuhopecten yessoensis (Yesso scallop), 1514 nucleotides. Its product is annotated as etoposide-induced protein 2.4 homolog. Bases 246 to 1280 code for a protein of 344 amino acids. Gene Ontology annotation, cellular component: endoplasmic reticulum. Lineage: Eukaryota; Metazoa; Mollusca; Bivalvia; Pectinida; Pectinidae. Gene Ontology annotation, biological process: macroautophagy. The transcript is spliced from 10 exons. The record is from RefSeq and is a predicted model, not a curated record.
GAGAUAAGCGAUAUGGGCAGUAAAAGCGCGCAGGAAAAACCAAUUUCAAUGGAGAAAAAUGACAAACCAGACUCAUCACAAACUUUGCAAAUGCAGCUUAACAAUGGAAGAAAAAUGAUUGUGUUCUGAGGAAUGUAAAAACCAUUCAUCUGAUAAGAGAAAAUAUUUCAAAAUGUGAAAAAAAUAACACGAUGCAAAAAUAACUGAAUUUAUAUAAAAUAAUUUGGUGACAGUGAAACAAAAAGAUGGCUGAUAACUUUCAAGACAUCCUUUAUGAAAUUGUACAUGGUUUACAAGAUGGAAUAUUAGGAACACUGAAGAUUCCAAAACUAGGAAAAGCUGAGAGCGAGGAGGUAAAGAAGGAUCAAGAGCCGAUGACAACCUUGGCAAGACGUAGAGCCGAGCGAAAUAAAGACAAAGAAACGGUUCAAAUCAAAGAAAGAGAACCGAAGAUCAUACAGAGAAUAAUAAUGUGCUGUGCUUGGAACGGUGGCAUAUUCUUGAUGAGCAUCUUCCUAUUCAAUCACAUGCUACUACCCAUUGUUCAGUUACUCAUUGCUGGAAUCUUUGGUAGAUCGGAGAACACUGUCUGGGGAUGGAUUGGACCUAUUCUCUCCUGGACAUUUAGUGCUCUUUGGAUCCUUCCGAUAUUUGUCCUCAGCAAGGUCGUCAACAGUCUUUGGUUUCAGGAUAUAGCUGAUGCAGCCUAUUUCCAGUACAGAGGGAAACCCAAACAGUUCAACAUCAGCAGCCUUAUAGCCGACAUUAGCUUCAGCAUGCUUCUCCAGGCCUUAUUUCUUAUACAGGGUACGCUGUUUAUGUUCCUGCCUAUUCCUGCUGUGGGUCAAAUUAUCGGCCAUAUCCAUAUGGCCCUUCUGUACUCCCUGUACGCGUUCGAGUACAAGUGGCUGAAUAUGGGUUGGGAGGUUCACAAGCGAUUAAGUCACAUUGAGAGCUACUGGCCGUAUUUCUUAGGGUUUGGUCUGCCCAUGGCUGUCAUGACCUCCCUUCAUCCCUCUGUUGUCAUCAGUGGAUGCAUAUUUUCCAUUCUCUUUCCUGUGUUCAUCAUUAGUGCUAAUGAGGCUAGUGAACCCACAAGGACAUGCGCGUUUCCUCUGAAGGUGUUUGCUCCUGUAGUUGCCCUCUCCAAUGCUAUUUUCCGUCGUGCCACUGUGGGUAGUACAAACGUUUCACCAGCGCGUUCCAAACCGGUGGUGCCACCUACUGGGAAGCCUAAAAAACACGUUGGGAUAUCUAAAUACAGCCAGGAGUUCAGCUGAUAUUAUUAUUGUGUAGUAGUUUUCUCCAAUUUUAACGCUUUUUAAUAUCAUUGCUCAUCAAUUUGAUAUCAUUCAUGAUUACUGCAGUGUUGGAAAAAACCCAUUUGGAGCCCCAUUUUGUGCCGGAACUCUUCUGUGUGUGGAGGUAUAGAUGAGAUCUGAGAAGAAGUCCCCGACGUUAGACAUUUUCCUUAUUUAAUACAUUUUUAUUAACAAUAUCUGUGUAAAAAAAAA